Messenger RNA from Dothidotthia symphoricarpi CBS 119687, 1030 nucleotides. Its product is annotated as ankyrin. The transcript has a single exon. Lineage: Eukaryota; Fungi; Ascomycota; Dothideomycetes; Pleosporales; Dothidotthiaceae. The record is from RefSeq and is a predicted model, not a curated record. Bases 142 to 1017 code for a protein of 291 amino acids. Gene Ontology annotation, molecular function: protein binding.
GUUGUAUCCACAUCUCGUAUUAUGUUCGAAUAAGACCAAAUUUACUGCCGAUACAGCUUGGUUGUUGUCAUUAGACUACAUAAACCGGAAUCUUUUAUACAAUUGUGAAAGCUCAAGCACUAUAUCCUUGAGACUUCUAGGAUGACAGUCCCAGGUAUCCAUUUCGACGAGGACGAAGAAAACGAGUCCACUGCUGAUGACGCCCUGUCACCUCUCCAACUUGCUGCGUGGCAAGGCGACUCUGCCGCUGUCUCAAGACUUCUGAUGCUAGGCGCUCAUCCCAACGAGGAACCCAGAGGGUGGUACGGGAAGACGUCUUUGCAGGCAGCUGCUCUUCAAGGCCAUCUCCAGAUCGCAGAUCUUCUCUUGAAAGCGGGUGCCGAUAUCGAUGCACCAGGCGGCAACAACGGGGGUCGCGCGGCACUUGCUCUCGCGGCGUGGGCCGGACAUGGCGUAGUCGUAGACCAGUUGCUCAACGCUGGCGCUGAUGUGAACCUGCCGCCGCAUAGGUAUAUGGGCCGUACUCCUCUUCAAGCCGCAUCAGAGUUCGGAGAUGUUAGUGUUGUUGAAAAACUCGUAAACGCAGGUGCAGAGGUCGACGGUCCAGUGGCUCAACAUUGCGGUCGCACUCCUUUACAAGCGGCGGCCGAGAAUGGGCAUAGAGAUGUUGUGGGAUUCUUGUUGAAGGUAGGAGCAAAUGUAAAUCUGCCGCCUUCCCGGUAUAGAGGCAUCACAGCACUUCAAGGCGCUGCAAUCUCUGGAGACAUAGAUAUAGUGCAAGUGCUGCUCGCGACUGGGGCGGAUGUCAACGCUGAGGGGAGUCGAUAUCAAGGAGGGGCGGCAUUGUGGCUUGCGGCCAGGGCUGGGCAUGAAGAGGUUGUUGAAAUGCUUCUUGAUGCCGGGGCAAAGAUAGACGCUGUAUCAGGUAAUCAAGGAAGGCAAUGUACAGCUCUUAGAAUAGCAAGACAGAAAGGAAGACAGAAAGUUAUAGAAGUACUAAUAAGUAAGGAAAAGUAAGGUAUAGAGAAAG